Messenger RNA from Prunus avium (sweet cherry), 1661 nucleotides. It is a transcript of the gene MK, whose product is annotated as mevalonate kinase. Lineage: Eukaryota; Viridiplantae; Streptophyta; Magnoliopsida; Rosales; Rosaceae. Gene Ontology annotation, cellular component: cytoplasm; cytosol. Gene Ontology annotation, biological process: isoprenoid biosynthetic process; isopentenyl diphosphate biosynthetic process, mevalonate pathway. Gene Ontology annotation, molecular function: ATP binding; mevalonate kinase activity. The record is from RefSeq and is a predicted model, not a curated record.
GCCAACAGUGUUGAGUUGAUUAGCAGCAGCAGCCUAAAUGCGACCUUUACAACGAGUGUGGAUCAAAUAAAUUCAUAUUCCACAUUUAACUGAUUUAAUUCAACACACUCUCACAUUCAUAGUCAGUGAGAUUGUUUGUUUGUUUAUAAGUAAUUAGCACCAAAAGAACCACAGAGAAAUUCAAUCAAUAACCAGAUUGGUUGUGGAAGUCAACUGAAUUUUUAAGAGAAUAAUGGAAGUGAAAGCUAGAGCUCCAGGGAAAAUCAUCCUCUCGGGUGAACAUGCUGUUGUUCAUGGAUCUACAGCCGUUGCUUCCUCCAUUGACCUCUACACCUAUGUCUCUCUUCGCUUUCCCACUCCUUCUGACAAUGAUGAUGCACUAAGACUCCAGUACAAGGAUGUUGGAUUAGAGUUUUCAUGGCCAAUUGGUAGAAUUAAAGAAGCACUAUCAGAAAAAGAUAUUCCCAACUCAUCAGUGCCAACCUCAUGUUCAAUAGAGUCACUUAGAUCACUUGCUGCUUUAGUUGAUGAACUAAAGAUUCCAGAAGCAAAAAUUGGACUUGGUGCUGGAGUGUUGGCUUUUCUUUGGCUGUAUUCAUCCAUCCAAGGAUAUAAGCCUGCGACUGUUGUUAUUACUUCAGAACUUCCUUUGGGUUCAGGCCUGGGUUCAUCUGCAGCACUUUGUGUUGCACUGUCAGCUGCUCUUCUUUCUUUCUCAGACUCUGUAAAUCUGGAUUUGAGCCACCAAGGGUGGUUAACUUUUGGGGAAAGUGAACUUGAAUUGCUGAACAAAUGGGCUUUUGAAGGUGAAAAGAUUAUCCAUGGAAAGCCAUCUGGAAUUGACAAUACAGUUAGUACAUAUGGCAAUAUGAUCAAGUUCAAAUCAGGUAGCCUAACUCGCAUCAAAACAAAUAUGACACUGAAAAUGCUUAUUACCAACACAAAAGUUGGGAGGAACACAAAGGCCUUAGUUGCUGGUGUUUCAGAGAGGACCUUAAGGCAUCCAGAAGCUAUGGCUUCUGUGUUCAAUGCAGUUGAUUCUAUCAGCACGGAAUUGGCUACGAUCAUCCAAUCACCCGCUCCUGAUGAUCUCUCCUUAACUGAAAAGGAAUCAAAAAUAGAAGAGUUGAUGGAAAUGAACCAAGGUUUGCUCCAAUGUAUGGGGGUCAGCCAUGCUUCAAUUGAAACCGUUCUUCGGACAACGCUCAAAUACAAGUUAGCUUCGAAAUUGACAGGAGCUGGGGGUGGAGGUUGUGUUCUCACGCUAUUACCAACCUUGUUAUCAGGAACUGUUGUUGAUAAAGUAACUUCUGAACUGGAGUCUUGUGGGUUCCAUUGUUUGACGGCAGCCAUUGGUGGAAAUGGUGUUGAAAUUUGCUUUGGCGAUUGAUCCUAACCUUUUCGCUGAAUCUCAAGUGGUGAGAGUAAGAUCUAGCUCCAUUGCUGACUGGUAGGACAGAAGCACUGUUUGUUCUGUAAAUUAUCUUCUUGUGUUCUGCAUUCAAAUCUGAUCGACUUUCGUCUUCAAGCUUAUUUGACGGGAACUCUCAGCUUUUUUGUUCCAAAUUAAUAAUUUAAAUAUAUGCCAAUUCGGUGCAAGUCAAUCAAUGUAACUUUUGUCAUUCGUGAUAUUGGAAAUAAAUGUUUUAUCUUCGGGGAAA